Molecule: messenger RNA, 1854 nt
Organism: Oncorhynchus keta (chum salmon)
Lineage: Eukaryota; Metazoa; Chordata; Actinopteri; Salmoniformes; Salmonidae
Exons: 2
Coding region: 341-1534 (397 amino acids)
Source: RefSeq, a predicted model, not a curated record
CAUACUUACAUUUUUGCAUUUAUUUUAUUAAGACUGCCAAGCUGUCCUAUAUUGGGGUACCUCUGUCCAGGACAAUGUCCUCAGGAUUAUGGAGCUUUGCUUAUAAUAAGUUGUUUGAAUAUUACAAUGUGUAUUAGGAUUAAGCUAAACUUGACCAUUUAACGAGGAGUUCAGAUAACCUCUUUCUUAAAAUGCUUCAGAUUGAUGAGCAAUGAAUUAAUGUCCCACUUCGAUAUGAAGGGACAGAGGAGCAAACAUGCCUUUGCUACCACUUUUAGUAGAUUCUGACUGUUAAAUAUAUUUGCCUGUGUGUUACUGUUAUAUCCUACAAGCCCACAUUAUGGAAACAUAUAUUUUAUGCUUUACAGAAAGUGUCAUGAAAAGCCAGAAGAGUCAGGAGGUUGAUGUGUUUGGUUCCCUCUGGAAAGUCCUAAAAUAUGCCCCUGAGCCGUGUGGGAGAAGGACGCAAAAGGACCACUCUGCUCCACAUCUGACCCAUCACACCACUCUUCAAGAGGACCACUAUGCUCCAGAUCUGACCCAUCACACCACUCUUCAAGAGGACCACUAUGCUCCAGAUCUGACCCAUCACACCACUCUUCAAGAGGACCACUCUGCUCCAGAUCUGACCCAUCACACCACUCUUCAAGAGGACCACUCUGCUCCAGAUCUGACCCAUCACACCACUCUUCAAGAGGACCACUAUGCUCCAGAUCUGACCCAUCACACCACUCUUCAAGAGGACCACUAUGCUCCAGAUCUGACCCAUCACACCACUCUACAAGAGGACCACUCUGCUCCAGAUCUGACCCAUCACACCACUCUUCAAGAGGACCACUCUGCUCCAGAUCUGACCCAUCACACCACUCUUCAAGAGGACCACUAUGCUCCAGAUCUGACCCAUCACACCACUCUUCAAGAGGACCACUCUGCUCCAGAUCUGACCCAUCACACCACUCUUCAAGAGGACCACUCUGCUCCAGAUCUGACCCAUCACACCACUCUUCAAGAGGACCACUAUGCUCCAGAUCUGACCCAUCACACCACUCUUCAAGAGGACCACUCUGCUCCAGAUCUGACCCAUCACACAACUCUUCAAGAGGACCACUCUGCUCCAGAUCUGACCCAUCACACCACUCUUCAAGAGGACCACUAUGCUCCAGAUCUGACCCAUCACACCACUCUUCAAGAGGACCACUAUGCUCCAGAUCUGACCCAUCACACCACUCUUCAAGAGGACCACUCUGCUCCAGAUCUGACCCAUCACACCACUCUUCAAGAGGACCACUAUGCUCCAGAUCUGACCCAUCACACCACUCUUCAAGAGGACCACUAUGCUCCAGAUCUGACCCAUCACACCACUCUUCAAGAGGACCAUUAUGCUCCAGAUCGCCUUCUGUGCUCAGAGGUCCUCUCGCCCAUCACACAGCUCUUAUUAAUAAUAAACAAUUAUUUUAUGCAGAUGUAUGAAAAAUUGUUACGUAUAUGUAACAGUAUAACUUUAGACCGUCCCCUCGCCCAUACCCGGGCGUGAACCAGGGACCCUCUGCACACAUCAACAACAGUCACCCACGAAGCAUCGUUACCCAUCACUCCACAAAAGCCGCGGCCCUUGCAGCGAUGGUAUGUGACUGACUACCAAUUGGAGAUCACGAAAUUAGGGAGAGAAAUGGGUAAAAAAGUACUCCCAAAUAUUUGUUUAUCUUUCACUGAUGACUCUGGAAACAUGUAAGGAAAAAUGUUUUCAUUAUCCAACUUUAUCCUCUGCAAUACUUAUUACAGUACACUCUUAGGGGGGGAAACGUGUUGUUAUUCGGCUGUCGCCAUUGGAGAACCCUGUUUGAUUUCAGGUAG